AUGUCAGCCAUGGUCACCGCCCUCUCUCAAGUCCUUGGCUACUCCGGCAGCCAUUACCCGCCGCCCGAUGCUCACGCCCACGAUCAAAUAGCUGCACCACCCCACACCCAACCCCAGCUCAUAAAGGAACAAGCAAGUAGCACAAGGAAGAGGCACUACCGUGGGGUUCGCCAGCGUCCGUGGGGCAAGUGGGCGGCGGAGAUCCGCGACCCGAAGAAGGCGGCCCGCGUCUGGCUCGGCACUUUCGACUCGGCUGAGGCUGCCGCCAUGGCCUACGACGAGGCGGCCCUAAGGUUCAAGGGAAGCAAGGCCAAGCUCAAUUUUCCCGAGCGAGUCCAGCCCAAGUCCGACCACCUCGGUUACCUCACAACAGCCGCCCCUCAAAACCAGCCUAAUUUCGUCCCUCGGGAGUACAACUAUAACUAUCCCAAUGUACAACACUAUGCAGAGCUCAUGCGCUGGAGCAACAACAACAACAACAAAAAAGACAACAAAAACGAUGAUAAUAAUAAUAACUAUUAUUAUAAUAAUGCGAGUGGUUUCGAUUAUGGAAGUUAUGUUAAUGUGGUGGGGCCCGGUUUCGGUUCUCAAGGCCCGUCGGGUAGUGAUGUGCCUUCUUCCGUGGCGAUGAUGCCUUCGAAUGAUGGUCGGAAUUCGGUGGGUUUUGUGGGGUUCGAUGAUCAUGGGUCGGGCUAUGGGAGUUCGUCGGGCGGGCCCGGUGGUAGCUCGACCGGGAAUUGGGGAGAGUUUGAUGGCGGAAAUGACAAGAGGAGGUAUUUCUAUUGA
Striga hermonthica is the source of this 786-nucleotide messenger RNA. The record is from the annotation of a GenBank genome assembly. NCBI's taxonomy places the organism in Eukaryota, Viridiplantae, Streptophyta, Magnoliopsida, Lamiales, Orobanchaceae.